This is a messenger RNA of Rasamsonia emersonii CBS 393.64, 972 nucleotides long. RefSeq names its product RTA1 domain protein. The transcript is spliced from 5 exons. The record is from RefSeq and is a predicted model, not a curated record. Gene Ontology annotation, cellular component: fungal-type vacuole; plasma membrane. Bases 1 to 972 code for a protein of 323 amino acids. Lineage: Eukaryota; Fungi; Ascomycota; Eurotiomycetes; Eurotiales; Trichocomaceae.
AUGCCCAGAUUCACCUGCACAGAAGUAACCCCCCUCUGCCCCGUGUCUAAAACGACCCUGGGCUACUACCCCAACCUCGGCGCCAACGCCUUCUUCUGCGCCGGCUUCGCCGUCUGUGCUUUGUGGACUCUGACGGUCGGCGUGUGGAAACACACAUCUACAUAUAUGAUGAUUAUGAUUGCUGAUGACGAUGAUGCAGGCUACAUCGGCCGCAUAAUGCUGCACCACAACCCGUGGAGCAGCAACGGCUUCAAGAUCCAGAUCGUGUGCAUCAUCCUCGCGCCCACCCUCAUCUGCGCGGGCAUCUACCUGACGCUGAAACACGUCGCGCGCACCGUGGGGCCAGACCUCUCGCGGCUGAAACCGCGCUUCUACACCUGGCUCUUCAUCCCCUUUGACGUGUUUUGUCUGUGUCUGCAGGCCAUCGGCGGCGGGGUGGACGCUGCGGCGUCGUCGUCAGGUAACAUCAACGAAAACCAGCUCCGCGUAGGCAACGAUAUCAUCAUCGCGGGCAUUGUGCUGCAGGUCGUCAACCUAGCUGUUUUCGGGUUGCUGUCGGUGGAUUUUUUCUGGCGGGCAAAAUCCCACUUUCGCAGGAAUUCUUGCAGUUCGACUUCUCCCGGAGCGGAAAUCUGGCACUCGAAGCGGUUCCGCAUCUUCUGCACCGCUGUGACGGGUGCGUAUACGGGGAUUCUGAUCAGGUGUAUUUAUCGUAUCGCAGAAAUGUCCGGUGGAUGGGGCAACCCCGUCAUGCGCAACGAAGUCCUCUUCAUCGUACUUGAAGGAGUAAUGGUCCUCUACCCAGCCUUCAUCCUCACCAUCUUCGCUCCGGGAUUCUUCUUCCCUGAGAUGGCCAACAACAACAACACCAGCGCCAGCAACUACUCCUCCUCCAGCUCUAGUCGAAUCACCGCAGGCCCAGACGCAGAGGAGAAGGAGGAGAAAGAUGCCCCAGGUACGGUGACGGCCUGA